AUCUCGAGUGUUUUGUUUGUUGAAGUUACAAAACAAACGGUGAUUAUCAAUGAUGUGUCUGGAUAUGGCUCAUUUUUAUAAUCAGUUUUGAGGAUUAAAUAAAUAAAGAGAAUCGUCUAUUUUACGGUUUAAGUGGAUUAGUUACCUAAAACUUUAAAAGGAAAGCAAUAGAGAGUUUAAGACUUUUUGAUCCUACAGUUUAUUGUACAAAUCUGUGCAUUAUUCUGAAAUGCGUGUUUCAUCAGUGGUCAGUAGUGAAGGUGAUCAACUUAAGACGUUCUUCACUGAAAAUAAUCGCCUACAGUAUUUUAUUGAAAAUAGUGUACUAUAUAUAAACAAGUUUUCAUCAAUAAAUCGUGAAGAUAACAUUGUCGAAAACAUUUCUUGUUAUUUCUUUACGUGAAUACUUCAUGGACCUCAAGACGCUCUUAUUCACUAUCUAUAUUGAUUAAAGAUGGAGGAAGGUGCGACUGAUAAAUUCCUUUUAAGACGACGCUCAGCUACAUUAAAACCACUCAAAGUUAAAGACGAACGCAUAGCUACCCUGAAAAAGGUAGCCGCGAUCUUGCAUAAAUCUGAAGUUGACCGAACUCCUGAAGAAAACGACCUUUUGUCCUCCUGUAGCGAUGUUGUAAAGGAAGUUAAUCUUAGGCAAGAAAAAAGGGAUAAAGUGAAAGCCAGAUUGGAGGAAGUUGAAGAUCCUCCAGAUAUUUUUGAAGAAAAAUGUAUGAGGUUAGCUGCAGCUAUCAGUAGAGCAUCAUCAUUGACUGUUUAUACUGGAGCAGGGAUUAGCACAGCUGCGUCUAUUCCUGAUUAUAGAGGUACUAAUGGUGUUUGGACACGUAUGCAGCAAGGAAAAGACAUUGGAAAUCAUGAUCUUAGUUUAGCAGAACCAACAUUGACACAUAUGGCAUUAUAUGCUCUCUACAAAGCAAAAAUAUUAAAGUACAUUGUCUCACAAAAUUGCGAUGGACUUCAUCUUCGAAGUGGCAUUCCUCGGACAAUGUUAUCUGAAGUUCAUGGAAAUAUGUACGUUGAAGUUUGUCGUAAUUGUAAGCCAUCAAGAGAAUACUGGAGAUUAUUCGAUGUAACUGAAAAAACUGCUAGAUAUUCACAUAGUACUGGGAGAUUGUGCCAUAAAUGCAACUCUAUUCUUCAAGAUUCAAUUGUACACUUUGGAGAACGGGGUAAUCUACCAUGGCCAAUCAAUUGGAAUGGAGCAACACGAGCGUCAAAGCAAGCAGACGUUAUCUUAUGCCUUGGAUCCAGUUUAAAAGUAUUGAAAAAAUAUCCCUGGUUGUGGCAAAUGGAUAGGCCAGUACAUAAAAGAGGUUCAUUGUAUAUUGUUAAUCUCCAAUGGACUCCUAAAGAUGAAAGUGCUGUGCUUAAGAUAAAUGGAAGGUGUGAUGAUGUGAUGACAAGGGUUAUGAACCACUUAGGAUUAGAAAUUCCUCAAUAUAAUCGGGUAAAGGACCCGAUUUUUUAUCAUGCUAUAAGACUGCAGCAGAAUGAGCUUAAUACAACUACACAACCAUUUUUAGAAGAGCCUCAAAUAACUUUAAGUAAGGCUUUGAAUGUUAAUAAGGAUAAAAUUAAAAGCUCUGACGCCGAUGGAACUAUGCCAAAAACGGAAGAAGACUGCACUUCACCAAUUGGACUUGCUGAUCAUUUAAAUGCUUAUUCAGCUCCAUUUUUCACCGCUUUACCAUUUUUAUCUAUGGGUUUGCCAUUUCCACCAAUGUUUUUUUAUCCUCAAUUUACACCACUACUGUAUUAUCAAUUUAUGCAAAAUUCAUCGACAAAGCAAGAAAUAAUUGAAGAAUCAAAACCUAAACCAACAUGUACGUUUUGUAUGGACAAUGAAGGAUCUCCAACUUGUCUUUAUUAUCAUCUUGAUGAUGAUGAUCGUGUGCUUAACGAAGUAACAUUGGGUGAAAAUGAACAUGAGAGUAGUAUUGAACAAAUCACCGAAUCUGAAGAUACUUCGACACCAACAUCAACUGCCAAAAAUCCUGGAUGGUUUGGCAAAGGCUAUCGCAAGGGUUUUCGCAAGAAACGGUAGCAUCUGCUCAUUACUUUGUGAUUAAUACUUGAUAUUUUAUGCUAAAAUAAAUGUAGACAGCAUAAAUAUCAAUCGGGAAACUAAGUAAUCUUCUGUUCAAACGCAAACAGUGUCCUAGAAUACAUAAAUUCCAUUAUCAAACUCAUCUUCAACUUAAUUUAAUGUUUGCGUAUAAAUAAUUCAAAAUUAUUUAAGACUCUGUUGUGUUAUUUUAUUAAGUAUUAUCAGUUUUAUUUAUUUAAAUACAUAAAUUCAUAAAUACAAUUUACCAAUUGAGUCUUUCACACAUUUAUAUCAGCGUAAAGCCAGGCGUUUCUGCGCAUGAGGUGUAUCCUAAGUGUGAGAUUAAAUAUAUAUCCUGUGAAUUCCCAAA
Chelonus insularis is the source of this 2435-nucleotide messenger RNA. RefSeq names its product sirtuin 7 (gene Sirt7). Bases 455 to 2062 code for a protein of 535 amino acids. Gene Ontology annotation, molecular function: NAD+ binding; histone H3K18 deacetylase activity, NAD-dependent. The transcript is spliced from 4 exons. Lineage: Eukaryota; Metazoa; Arthropoda; Insecta; Hymenoptera; Braconidae. The record is from RefSeq and is a predicted model, not a curated record. Gene Ontology annotation, cellular component: nucleus; chromatin.